AUGGCAAUGCAGGCGAGCAACACCACCACCAACAACGACACGUCGAUCGAGAGCCUCUCGGACUUUCUCGCGACGACAGUCGACUUUGGUCUCGCGACGUCGACUGCGUCAACGUCACGGAAGCGCCGCGCGUCACCCAAGGAGGAGUUGGCCUACUUGCGCGCCAAGCACGAGGACCUCGUUGCGCAGUACAGUGCGCUCCAGAGCGCGCAGCCGUGGGAAGAGACGUCGUGGAAGGCCAAGGCCCUGGCGCAAGCCCAGAAUUCCCAGAAGGCGCGGCACGAAAACGAGUCACUCAAAGCCUCACUCCACGAGUCGCUCAAGCUCCUCCAAGCGCUCCAGCACGUGCUGCACAAGCGCCCCAAGCUCGCGCACUUUCCCAUCCGAGCGACCGAGGACGAGAACGAUAUGUGGCGACGUGCGAUCCUGCGCACAACGCAGCGGCACUUGGACCUCGAGCGACUCAUGGCGCUCCAGUACGACAAGCUCGAGACCGAGUGGAUUCGCCGCGGCCUCUUUGACGCGAUCGACACCAACGCCCCACUCAAGUCGUCGUUUGUCCAUAGCGCGGCCGACGGCCAUGCGAUGGAGCUGCACUUUCUACGCACGGCGCGGUGCCCGCUUCCGUUUCGCGCCAUGGCGGACUUGCUCUGGGACCACAUGACGGGCGACGCGCCCGGCAUCACGCAAGAGUUGCUGUAUGCGUUCGAGCCCGACUUGGUCUACAUUCGGCUCACGACGGAGCUGCCCGACGCAGCAAUGCCGGCGCUCGAGUCGCGCCUCGCGGGGCGCCGGUGGGUCGAGCAUGGCAGAGUGGUCAUUGCUUGGCGCUCCAUUGUCGAGGACCACCUCAUCCCGCACGACGAGGACCACUUGAUCGAAAACCGCGUCGGCUGGGUCACGGUUCACGCGCGAAGCGAGACCGAGUGCUUCCUCGCGCUCUACGCCAAGUCGAUGACACCCAUGUUUCCGCAGGCACUGCGCACCCAACAACCGGCUGUUGGCACCCUCACGGAGAUCAUGCUUCGGCUGCACCGUGACAACUCGGUCAAAUUUGCAGCACUCAUGAAGCACACGAUGCUGGACAAGAUGGCCGAGCAUGGAAUUGAAGCGCCGAUGCCGCAGCACUAGUCCUGCUCUCGCGUGUCUGCUACAGAUGACCCGGCGUUGUAUGCUUCCACGUAGCUCGCUACAAACGAAUUGUUUCCAC
Saprolegnia parasitica CBS 223.65 is the source of this 1210-nucleotide messenger RNA. RefSeq lists its product as hypothetical. Bases 1 to 1131 code for a protein of 376 amino acids. The record is from RefSeq and is a predicted model, not a curated record. The transcript has 4 exons. Lineage: Eukaryota; Oomycota; Saprolegniomycetes; Saprolegniales; Saprolegniaceae.